AUGAAUAAGCAGGAUUACAUAAAAGAAAGUAAUGACCUAGUCUCACUUCAAGGUCAGAUUCAUGACUGUGACAACAUGUUAUCACAAAUGGAAACUCUCAUCAGUGGAUUUCAGAAAGAGUUUGGUGCUAUAAGUUCAGGCAUCCAAAUUCUACAAGAAACAUCAAUGGACAUGGGUUUGAGAGUGAAAAAUCGAAGGGUGGUUGAAUCAAAGCUAGCAAAAUUUGUUGAAGAAAUUAUAGUGCCACCAAAGAUGAUAGAUGUAAUUGUUGAUGGAGAGGUCGAUGAAGAGUAUAUGAGAUGGCUUGAAACUCUGAGUAAGAAGCUGAAAUUUGUAGAAACAGAUCCUGCGGCUAAAAGUUCCAAAGCAUUAGAGGAUGUAGAGCCUGAGCUUCAAAAGCUACGGCAAAAAGCUAUUUCCAAGGUUUAUGAUUUUUUUGUCCAGAAGCUUAUAGCCCUGAGGAAACCCAAAACAAACAUCAAGAUUCUUCAGCAGAGUGUGUUGUUAAAGUACAAGUAUAUUAUAUCCUUUCUCAAAGAACAUGGAAAAGAAGUGUUUAUGGAUGUUCGUGCUGCAUACAUUGAUACCAUGAACAAGGUGUUAAGUGCACAUUUUCGUGCCUAUAUUCAAGAACUUGAGAAACUACAAUUAGAUAUAGCAACAUCAUAUGACUUGAUUGGUAUGGAGACUAGAAGCACAGGUCUCUUCUCAAGAGCUAGUGAGCCACUUAAAAACCGUUGUUCCCUCUUUUCUUUGGGUGAGAGGAUAAAAAUUGUAAAGGAAGUUGAUCAACCUGCAUUGAUACCGCACAUAGCCGAAUCAAGCUCUCUCAAAUAUCCUUAUGAAGUGCUCUUUAGGAGCUUGCACAAGCUUCUUAUGGAUACAGCUACUUCUGAGUUCUGA
Molecule: messenger RNA, 903 nt
Organism: Microthlaspi erraticum
Lineage: Eukaryota; Viridiplantae; Streptophyta; Magnoliopsida; Brassicales; Brassicaceae
Source: the annotation of a GenBank genome assembly